GCAAGCCGACGUUUGCAUCCUGUUUUGUCCGUUUUGGUUUGAUUGUUGCAGUACUGUUUUGUAAAUUAUCUUUAUAAAGCAUUACGGAAGUACGUCCUUAAUCUGUUGAUUGCGGUGGAUGUCACCAACAGCACAAUUUUAUUUGACAGAGAACGUCUUUUUAACGGGGUGUCUUCUGUGAAUGGGGUGUCAACAAGGCAAUACCUAGUUUGUUCCUGUCUGCACAACUCUGCAGGAAGAAAAUGAACAAAGUACACCUUAUAACAUUCACACCAGCAAAAGAAAAAUCAGACUACUGGCAAAAUGGGGAACACAAAAAGCGUUGGCGUACAGCUUCAAAGGAUGAGAAGACAUUGAAAGGGGAAGACGCCAGAAACUUUUAUGAGGGCCUCCUUGCAUCUGUUGAUGAGGGAAGUUCCAGCAGGGCAUGCAAACGUAAGGCACCCCAGAGACGGACAUUGGACAGUAUUGCCAGACAACCCAGUGGAGCUGCCCCAGUAGAUGCAGUAGCUGCAGAACGCUAUGGCCACCAAAUGCUUAGUUGUGCUCAGACUGGGAACUUGAAAACACUCAAAGAAUUAAUUGAGUCUGGAAAGUGUGACAUUAAUUUCAAAGAUAGCUACUACUGGACAGCUAUGAUGUGUGCUUCAUAUGCUGGUCAGACAGAUGUGGUGAAGUAUCUGCUGAAGCAGGGUGCUGCUUGGGUUGGAGUGUGUGAGUCACAGGGUCGUGAUGCAGUAGAUCUAGCUGAAGAAGCUGGACAUACAAAUUUAGUUUCUAUUUUUAAAGAGUGGAAUGUAGCCCAUCGAGUAAAGAAGGAAUCUAGGGACAAAAUAGAAGAAAAGAAACACUGUGGAGUGUGUAAUAUACAGUACCAAGAAGACACUGUGAAACAGCAUGAGAGGUCUACUGUUCAUCUCUUCAACAGCCAGAAGAAACCUGCUGCUACAUAUUACUUUAUCCCAGAAAACAAUGUUGGAUACCAGUUGAUGGUAAAAGAAGGAUGGAACAGAGAAACGGGGCUCGGACCAGAUGGACAGGGGAGGAAGUUUCCUGUAAAAACAGUUCUCAAACGAGACCAAAAGGGCCUGGGCUUUAAGAGUGACUUGAAGCCUAAAGUCACACAUUUUGAUGCCAAUGAUGACAGUGCAGUGGAGCGGCCAAAACAGACUUUAAGGAAGGAAAGGGUUGCUACUGUCAGCAAAAGAGAAGAAAGGAAGAAGGAAGCUAAACAGAAAGCUUGGGAGAGGGAUUUGCGUACUUAUAUGAACUGUGACCUUUAAUAUUUGUAUGCUGAGCUCAGUUAUGUGACUAAAUCUGUAAUGGAAAGGAAAACUUAAGUAGUCUUCUGAAACAAGUUUUCUUACAUAAAAAAUAUUUAAAAGCAGUGGUUAGCUCUUAUGUGCUUGUAUUGUACAUGAAGUUGAAGACUGUGCUUAUAUGAUACAGUUAAUCUUUUCAAGUUUCUAAAUAUUUUCUGAGUUAUUAACCGUCAUCAAUUUAACAUUUACAGUUGUUUUAACAGUACUUUUAAGUUAAGCUAUUGCAGGACUCUAAUAUUUUCCUUGUCUAUUGUAGCAAUGGAUGUAACCAGAAAUUUCAGAUUUGUAUACCAAACUGAGAUGCAUUUGUGCCCCAGAAUAACUGUCGUUUAUUCAGUUAAAAAUUUCUUAACAAUGAGUUAAUAUGUAUACUACAAUUCAUGUACUAGAGUCCUGGGAAUAUAAACGGUCAUCUCUGUGGACACUCAUACCAUUUGUUGGCUCACUUGCAUUUUUCUUGUUUCAUUUGUAUGUUUGAAGAUUGGGCAGCUAGUACCUCAAGUUUGUCAGAAUAUUAUCUCUCAAAAAAUUAAAUUGUACACCAUGGCUUAUGUGAUAGCUGCGUAGUUGCAACCCUGUUGACAAUUACAUAUUUACAUUUCUUUGGUGUGUAUUUUGUUUUGCAUCUCCUAAACUGCUCAAUGAAGCAAAGACAUUAUCUUUGUGAGCCAGUGGGUUAGCUGCUCUCGGCUAGUAUGUUUUGUUGAUGGGCAUCUGUUUGUGUAUAGAGAGUCUGUAUCCUUUUGGUGGUGGUCAUUUUCACUCUGGUUCAUUUUCUCAUAAAGAUUAAAAAAAGUAAACAAAUAGUUUUGUUAAUGGCGUAAGCCCACUAGAUACAGUUCCUUUUCUGGAAUGAAGCAGGAGCCCAGAGAGACACCUUAGACAAAUGGAGGCUGUGGAAAUUAUACCAGGGCAUGUGGCAGAAUCCUAUGUGUUGCAGCACUUGGGGUUAAACCUGUAUGCCAAAAUACUUAGUUACAUUAGUACCGGUUAGUCUUCUUUUAAAAAACAUGUCUGUCUGUAGCUUACUGAGUCAGUAUAUUUAUUGCUUUAGCCGCCAAUUCAGGGGUAUAGAUUUCUGAACAUGCUUUUAGGACCAGAGUUCUAGUAGUCUGUAAUUUCCCAGAUUCUGUAAUAAUAGACUUGCUCCAUACUUGUCCUCUGAAUAACUGAAAUAAUCUCUGACCUUCCCGUUGGAAAUGAAAUAUUUCACACGAUGUUUGCAUUAAAAUUUAAGUACUUGAAA
Protopterus annectens (West African lungfish) is the source of this 2568-nucleotide messenger RNA. It is a transcript of the gene GPANK1, whose product is annotated as G-patch domain and ankyrin repeats 1. The record is from RefSeq and is a predicted model, not a curated record. Lineage: Eukaryota; Metazoa; Chordata; Ceratodontiformes; Protopteridae. Gene Ontology annotation, molecular function: protein binding; nucleic acid binding. Bases 243 to 1283 code for a protein of 346 amino acids. The transcript is spliced from 3 exons.